AGCACAUAAACAAAUCGACAGACGCUCCAUCUCUCUCUCUAUUGAUCGACGCUCUGGUCUGAUAAUUUCUCUUAAAAUCAGGGUGGGUUCUUCUUCUUCUCUGGCUAGGGUUUCUCCUUCUUCCUGAAUUAUCGUUUAUUCUUCUUCUCACUCAGGAUUAUCCAAAUGUCUGACAACAUACCAUUCGAAAUCCAAGUGGAAAUCCUCAAAAGGCUUCCUGUCAAGUUGUUGAUUCAAUUCCGGUCCGUCUCCAAGACAUGGAGGUCUUUGAUCGAUGGCUCUAGUUUUAUUGCUGAAUAUGCCCGCCAACACACAGAGACACAACAUAUACUUUUACGGUAUCGAGAUUAUCAACCUAAUUACGAACUAAGGUAUGUUUCCAUUGUUGAUGACGAAACCUUCCCUGGAAAUAAAGUUUCCCUUACUCAUCCCGUAUUGCGUCAAAUGUGCAAACAUUAUAGCAUAAUUGGCUAUUCUCACGGCUUGUUUUGUUUCUACCAUGAGGCUCAAGUGGUCUGUAAUGGCCACAGUUUUGGAACGGGCAGGGUUGUUCUUUGGAAUCCGUCUAUUAGAAAAUCGGUUGAUGCUGUUGUGUCUAAUGUGGCAGAUGGGGUCACAUAUGAGACCGUAUUAAAUUUUGGGGUUUGUCGUGAGACUAAUGACCCUAAGAUUGUCAAGAUCACACAUCUUAUUUGGUGGGGCAAUAUAGAAAGUGCAAGUCACAUCCCUUGGCAAGUUGAGGUCUAUACAUUAAGCACAGGGGCUUGGAGAAGUCUAAGUGGCAAUCUCCCUCGUAAACGGAUUCACUUUGAUUUUUCUCCAGAAUUUGAUAAUUGUUACUCGGUAGACAUGGGUGGGGUUCUUUAUUGGUUAGCUGUUGAUUGGGAUAGCAUGGAUGGCGAGUCUUGUAAUCUGAUUAUUUCAUUUGAUAUGACAAGUGAAGAAUUUGGAGAAGUAAACCUCCCAAACGGGUUAGCACACUCCCCAGAUGGACAUUGUUUGCGUGUGUCUAAACUAGGGGAAUCUCUUGUUGUGUUUGAAGAGGCCGACCAAAUGGUGUACAAUGUAUGGAUGAUGGAGGGUGAUGUUUCAAAAUCAUUUACAAAGCGAUUCACUUUGAAUGUUAACGCAUUACAUCACCCACAAGCGAUCCUGGGAUUUAGAAAGAGUGGUGAACCUAUAAUUGAAAUGUUAGAAAAUGAAAAUGAUUUUGAACCAGGACGAGUUGCUGUUUAUGAGCCCCACUCCAAGCACAUGUAUAAUCUUGGGUUUGAUGGAAUGUCGUCGACAUUUUUUGUGUAUCCCUACAUGGAAACACUAUUAUUGCUUGAUCAGCCGAAUCUUACAAUUCACAAUGAACCGGAAACUCUUAACGUUCAGGAUGAUUUGGUCGCGUAAGAUCCUGCAAAGUGAGAAGUUAUAUGCAGAUAAGCUACAACAACGACAAAGUUUGAAUAUAUGGUCAACCUUGACCUGGCGGAAGUCAAAGGCUAUUUCUUUUGUGAUAUGGGUCAGCUAGCUACAUUGUGUAGUUUCAUAAAAAAUGUUGGGACAUGCUCGCUCUGAUACUGUAAUUUCGAGCCCUAUUUAUUAUGGGGUUUCUGGUAAUUUGGAUGAGACUAUGACUGCAGUUGUUUUUUUUUUUUUUUUUUUGAAAGGUGGAGAGUCUACUUUGGUUGUGAGAGCAACUCCCACACCCCACAAACCGGGGGGCCCUAGCCAAGUCUGCCCAGACUACUGAGCCCGCGCUGGUAAUCAGACUUGGUUACGGCUUUCCCCCGGAAACCGUUCUGCCUCCACACGAGAAGCCUCGUUAGAGUAACAGCCGGAUGAAAACCGGGGGCGGGCUCAGGCUCAGGCCCACGGUCCUUUGUGUCCACGGGACUCCUCGCCCUCAUUGCCCUUACCCCCAAAUGCAACAGGUGGGGAUCGAACCCGGGUCUCUAAGGAAACCCAAAGUUCUUUCCACCACUCCACUACAAGUGGGGGAUUCUAACACGGGACUGCAGUUGUUACUGAUAUUGAUUCUAACACUCAUUUUAAGGGGCAUAACGACCAUAUUUUGGCUGCGGUUGCUAAUUUCAUUAAUAGUAAUUCUCUUGAUAAUUAAUGUUA
This is a messenger RNA of Helianthus annuus (common sunflower), 2115 nucleotides long. Its product is annotated as F-box protein At2g21930. The record is from RefSeq and is a predicted model, not a curated record. Gene Ontology annotation, molecular function: protein binding. Bases 166 to 1398 code for a protein of 410 amino acids. The transcript is spliced from 3 exons. Lineage: Eukaryota; Viridiplantae; Streptophyta; Magnoliopsida; Asterales; Asteraceae.